Messenger RNA from Dicrocoelium dendriticum, 1680 nucleotides. NCBI's taxonomy places the organism in Eukaryota, Metazoa, Platyhelminthes, Trematoda, Plagiorchiida, Dicrocoeliidae. The record is from the annotation of a GenBank genome assembly.
AUGUACGAACUCCGGCUUGGAGUUGAUCACAAUGCGGGCAACCAUCUCCCCGUCAAGCCCACACCAACACCGGAGACCCCGACCGUAUGCAAACAGAACGGCAUGUUAGAGAACGGCGAUUACGACCAUCAGCAUAACCACCACCACCACCAUCCUAGCGAAACCGGGAGCACAGCGGACAGUGUGGCUACCAGCUCUUCCGAUUGUCCUACCGGCACCGUGAGCUCCGCCGGUGAAGUAACCAGCAUGUCCGAGGCCGGAUCGGUCUGCGGACGUGUGGAAUGGCGCCGAAUGCGAUUGCCCAAAGAGUCCGAGACCUCGGACGAAUACACACGGUGGCCAAAACUGCGAUUUCGUAUCCUUUGGCGCGCACUCUCCCAUACUCCUAACAACAUCUCUCCGCGCAAGCUUCCUAGGACCACCAGUUUGACCAGGGCGUCAGCGACACCAAACGAGAAUGGUAAACCACGACGUUCCGCAGUUAAAUCCCCCUGCAAGCCGGACCCAUUCAGUGAGAUCGUCCCGAACACUCCGGACACUCCGCGAUCUAAAGCAACUACUCGGCCUCGCAAGCCAUCCACGCGGCCCUAUCUUCUCGACCGUGCUGUGCUUCCCGACCGCCCUGUCACCUAUGGGUUUUUCUAUUUGGGGCGACUUCAACAGUGGUCCGAAUCCAACGACUUUCGCUGUCCAUGGUGUCGUCUGGACUGCUGGCGCGCACGCGAAAGAGCUCCGGAGGCGUUGUUCAUUCAUCUUCGAACGUGUCAUCCACGGUUUCGUUUCAAGGCAUCUUGGAGUUCGUCUCGAUCACACCUGACUCUUGAGGUCUCUCUGAAUGAAGCGUACGAUGGGUCGAAUGAUUGCGGUCUGCGACGUUGGAGCUACGAGCUAACAAACAAUCUGAACGGUCGAUGGAGCGUCCCCCGUGGCCAGCUCAUUGGUGGGUGGACGGGGCUGGGCCUGUUCGGAGGCGGCGAACAAUCAAACAAGUCACUCAGUCUCGCCGGUUCUUCGGCUCGUGUCCCUUGCCCCGUUCGGAGGCUUCCGUACACGCACCUCAUCUUUUGGCGAGGCGCCGAACGAGUAAACGACCAGCCUUUUGAUCCGACUUUAUCAGUCCGGCCGAUCGCAACGGGCCACAAUCGUGUCUACUAUCACACACGUACAAUGCAGCCCAUUCGUGCUUGUGAAUUUGACGUGGACUCCGAAGCAGAAGACUCGCCUGUCUGGUUGUGGCAGCAUUACCAGCGCAAGUUGGAAGAAUUCACUGAUGUAAACCAGGGUGAAAAGCAAAUUAUGCAAUUGUGGAACUCGUUGCUCCUCUCACUAGGACCCUCGGAGCUGAUCACUUAUCUACCGCCGGCACUUGCGGACCAACAUGAUACUUCGGUCGCGGUCGUGGUCGCUUUGGCGAUGAUUAUGGCUACAGUGAAUACGAUCGUGGUGGACGUGGUAGACCGUUCAUGGGGCGCAGCAGAUCCCCGCGUGCUCGUGGUUUUCGUGGCAGCAGUUUUGGAUACGAAGGACGUGGUGGCCCUCGCAAUUCUUACCGUGGAAGACGCGAUGAGAUGGACGAUGACAGAAGGAAUGGUCAUGAAACGCACGCGGAAUGAAUGCUGCACUCAGCUACUCAACGGUCGCGCGCACUUGAAUGAUGGUGAACUUGCUGUGCUCCCGUGA